AUGGAUCCUCAACGCUACACCAACGUCAACUACGACGAGCCUCCACCGCCUUACGAAUAUCUGCAAGAUCAAGAACUUCCUGGCUCAUCGAUUCACGAACUUCCAGAUCGGCACAUACCCACUCAGGAACUUGAAGAAUUCCAUGGGCUCACUGAGUUAGAAGGUUCUCCAACUCAAGCCAGCCAAGCAUCGUACCCGCUUUCAAACGAAGCCAGUGAGCGCGUUAUGAACACCAGCCCUUCAGUGCUACAGCCAUCCAACCCUAGCGAGGAUCAAAUGUUACUCUGGAACCUGUAUACGCAGCAGCCCUUCGCCACAGCGCCCAGUAUGACCCGCGAUGGACAGUCACAUACAUCGUCGCCCAUUUCACCUAGCACACCUGAUUUUGAUGGUCUUGGCUCCAUCCAGUAUCAUUCAAAUCGAGAUGUGGCAUCUGGUACGGUAUCGCCCCUAGAGAGUGUCUCGUCCUACAGAGGCUACUGGUCAAAGUCGCACUUGGUGGACAUAGACUGCAACUAUGCUUCGCGCAUCAGCCUUCCGACCUCGUCGGAAGCAAGCCCCGUGGAGUCUUUCCGAGAACUAGGGCAGCAAUCCGAAACGGGAAACUUCCACAUGCAGCAAGACGGCUAUUCCUCUUCUGCGGUAUCGCUCGCGCCCACAGACAAUGAACAAUAUAACCCCAACAACGAUUCGCUUCUCCCAUGGGAUGGGGUAGUGCUACAACCUUAUGGGCGAUCGCACAGCACCGCACGCAUUCCCUUGGGUGAUUACACGUAUUCUGAUAACCUUGGAUGGCGAUAUUGUGGCGGGUACGGGAUAGAGGAGACUGCGGAUGAAGAGGCCAAGCACACGAUGUUAGCAGUCAGCAAGCCGGACUCUUCGCAGCCAGCUAGCAACUUCUUUGAGAAUCAACAGCCGUCGCGCAAGUACAUUGAGCUCUACGACCACCAAGAUCCUGAGCUCCGCAUCGCGUCAAGACCAGAUGACAUCGAUCAUCCGCUAGUGCCUUGUGCUCAAUGCAACAAAACAUUUAGUGGCAGGUAUGGGAAAGGUAACUUGAGACGACAUGUCCUCGCUUUCCACAACCCACUGGCGACCGUGUUGGGGACAGCGUGUCGUGUCUGCAAGAAGGCGUACAGACGCGCGGAUGCCACACGAAAACACGAGUGGAACAAACAUCAAAUCUCGGACGCAAAGCCUAAGAAACGAGCGAAGUAG
Alternaria postmessia is the source of this 1218-nucleotide messenger RNA. RefSeq lists its product as uncharacterized. The record is from RefSeq and is a predicted model, not a curated record. The transcript has 2 exons. Lineage: Eukaryota; Fungi; Ascomycota; Dothideomycetes; Pleosporales; Pleosporaceae. The coding region runs from base 1 to 1218 and encodes 405 amino acids.